AUGUCCGAACAAGACGGUGCGUCUACGAGAAAAAAAAUUGUUAAUAAAACGACAUGGAAAAAAACAAUAAGGAAAUAUUGCAGAAACAAGGGCUUAUCAUAUGUGAAUACAAAAAAUAAAGAAGUGAGUGAAAAAAGUGAGCCAAGUGAGGAUUCUUGCAAAUGCCAGUUUUCGUGUACCUGUUUGACAUUGGAAUGCCGUAAAAAAUUAUUUCACGACUUCUGGAAUCUGGGAGAUUAUAACGAACAGCAGAUUUACCUAAAAAACCUUAUACGGCUUUGUUUUAUAAACAGAAGGAGACUUGGCAAUUAUGAAGAUGCAACCGAAAGCAGGCGACAACGUACAUUUAAAUACUAUCUCAUAAUUAGAGGCAUGUCGGAAGUUCAGACGUGGUGGAAAAAGGCAAAGACGCGACCUCAGUGGAGAGAAAAGAUUAUCGUGUACAUAAAGUCAAUACCGGCUCAAGAAAGUCAUUAUAGUCGAAAUGACGCUCCUAAUAGAAAAUAUCUCCCAACAGAACUUAGUGUGGUCAAACUAUAUAAAGGGUUUUUAGAAAAGCACCGUGAUGGAUCUACUAAGCCACCAGUAUCUAGGCAAUGGUUUAAUGAAAUAUUUUUGACCGAGUUUAAUUUUUCUUUCAAGCCUCCGCGAGUAGACACAUGCCCGACGUGUGACUCUUCUAAAAUCGAAAUAGAUACUGCUCCAACUGAAGUAGUAAAAGACCUCGCUAAGCAAAAGUUGGACUUUCAUCACAAGCAAGCUGUGAUGGCCAGAAAACUAAUGAAUAAUGAUGGAGCAGACUCUAAAUGUCCUAAUUCAGAUGUUCGAGUGGUUCAGUUCGACCUCCAGCAACAGAUGUACCUCCCAACAUUAACCCAUACACAGAUGUACUACAGUCGUCAGCUGGCGUUUGUCAAUAUGGGAAUUCACUUGGAGGACGAAGGAAAGGGCAUCAUGUUUCUCUAG
Messenger RNA from Parnassius apollo (apollo), 966 nucleotides. The record is from the annotation of a GenBank genome assembly. NCBI's taxonomy places the organism in Eukaryota, Metazoa, Arthropoda, Insecta, Lepidoptera, Papilionidae.